AUGGAUGUAUUGAAAAAAGCACAUGGAAAUCUUGAAGCAUGUACAGUCAAUGAAAACACCGUCUCGGUGCAGGGAAAGCACUACGAUGCGAAUCAAAUUGUAGAGUUUCCCACAAAGAAGAUCAAGGACUAUACCCUUAAAUCAGUAUUGUUCUUUUUGCUAAAUUCAAAGAAAUCUCUAAAAGAAUACAUGAGCUUGUGUAAGGAAAAUGGAAUACCCUCGGUUUCUCAUAUAGAUAAAGCAUCCAUUUUGGCUGAAAUACAAAGCUUUGUGCCCGUUGCCGUUAAAGGAUUUUUUAUUAGUCCAAAAUACGAAAGUGAUAAAAAAUAUGAUGUGCCGAGUAUCAAAUCAAGAGAUUUAAUAAUUGUUCCUAGCAGUCUUGUUUCUAAAAUACAUAUUGACAAUGUUGAGAAGCUCCUUACUGAUGGAGUAUUUGAGUCCUCAACUGCCAAUCCUCUAUCGCAGGAUAAAAGGAAGAUCUAUGUUGGUGGAAACCUAUUCACUAUCAUUAAAAAUAUUGAUAAUUUUAAAAAAGAAGACUGGGAUAGAGUAAAGGCUGUUUUUAUCGACAAUCCAGCAUCUGAGGAGUCGGAAGAGAUUCUUUUGAACUGCACGAGAGACGUUGCAAUUUUCACGUUUGAACAGCAAAAAUUCAAGUGUGUAAAGUUAGAAAUUUCAGGGAGUGUGUUAAAAAAUCAUGCAAAAGUGCUGGAAUGUCUUAGAUAG
Vittaforma corneae ATCC 50505 is the source of this 726-nucleotide messenger RNA. RefSeq lists its product as uncharacterized. Gene Ontology annotation, biological process: positive regulation of transcription elongation by RNA polymerase II; transcription elongation by RNA polymerase II. NCBI's taxonomy places the organism in Eukaryota, Fungi, Microsporidia, Nosematidae. The coding region runs from base 1 to 726 and encodes 241 amino acids. The transcript has a single exon. Gene Ontology annotation, molecular function: RNA polymerase II complex binding. Gene Ontology annotation, cellular component: Cdc73/Paf1 complex. The record is from RefSeq and is a predicted model, not a curated record.